AUGAAAAGAAUAAAUGGGAAAUGGUCUGGUAGCGUCCCAAAUGAGCGAAUUAAAGAGAUUAUUCCAGAGCUGAGGAAAUAUGCUGCCCAGAGAAUUGGUGGAAGUGAAACAAUUCGGUGUUUAAGAGAUUCUCUGAAAGAGGUUGGUCUAAAAGAAAAAAAGAGAAAUACUCCAUACAGACAUCAAAAAGUAGUUAAAACAAGAGAAGCCAUAGAGAUAGUCAAGACAAGAGAAAAUCUCAGAGAGCAAGGUAUAAUUCUUAAGAAAAAGAAGGAAACCAAACAGGAGAAGAUAGAAGCAAUGAAGAAAAAAAGAAAGUAUAACUAAAUAAGAAUCUGCCUUUGUGAUACAUGAAAUACCAGAUUACACUACUAUAUAUUGAGUAAUUCUAAAUAUUGCUGUAUAAAUAGACUAAAUACAACAAGAAAUAUUCUUUUUAUAAUAAAAGAAUAAGUCUCC
Messenger RNA from Nematocida parisii ERTm1, 459 nucleotides. RefSeq lists its product as uncharacterized. The record is from RefSeq and is a predicted model, not a curated record. The transcript has a single exon. The coding region runs from base 1 to 327 and encodes 108 amino acids. Lineage: Eukaryota; Fungi; Microsporidia.